Molecule: messenger RNA, 1626 nt
Organism: Aspergillus saccharolyticus JOP 1030-1
Lineage: Eukaryota; Fungi; Ascomycota; Eurotiomycetes; Eurotiales; Aspergillaceae
Product: sugar porter family MFS transporter
Exons: 5
Coding region: 1-1626 (541 amino acids)
Biological process (GO): carbohydrate transport; transmembrane transport
Cellular component (GO): membrane
Molecular function (GO): carbohydrate:proton symporter activity
Source: RefSeq, a predicted model, not a curated record
AUGUUGGUGGGCAACAUCUACGUGAUUGCUGGGGUCUCCGUCGUGGGCGGUGCGCUCUUCGGCUUCGACAUCUCUUCCCUGUCCGCUCAACUGAACGAGAACUCCUACAAGUGUUACUUCAACCAGGGUCCCCUGGGCCCGCCCUUCACCGACGAUGACGACUGCUCGGGCCCGACCUCACUGAACCAGGGCGGAAUUACUGCUGCCAUGGCGGCCGGCUCGUGGCUGGGGGCUUUGAUCUCGGGUCCGCUGUCCGAUCGCAUUGGACGCAAGACUUCCAUCAUGAUCGGCUGUGUGAUCUGGUUAAUCGGCUCGACCAUCAUCUGUGCAUCGCAGAACAUCGGAAUGCUGGUAGUGGGCCGCAUCAUCAACGGCCUGUCGGUCGGCAUCGAGUCCGCCCAGGUGCCAGUCUACAUCAGCGAGCUCUCCCCACCCUCCAAGCGCGGUCGGUUCGUCGGCAUGCAACAGUGGGCGAUCACCUGGGGGAUCCUUAUCAUGUUCUAUAUCUCCUACGGAUGCUCCUACAUCGGCGGCCAAAAGUCCUACAACUACAGCACCGCCUCCUGGCGCGUCCCCUGGGGCCUGCAGAUGCUCCCCGCCGUCUUCCUCUUCGGCGGGAUGAUGCUUCUGCCCGAAUCCCCGCGGUGGCUGGCCCGGAAGGACCGAUGGGAGGAUUGCCAUCGCGUGCUGGCUUUAGUUCACGCCAAAGGCGACUUACACCAUCCCUUCGUGGCGCUGGAGAUGCAAGAUAUCCGCGACAUGUGCGAGCUGGAACGGCAGUUCAAAAAUGUGAACUACCUGGAUCUGUUCCGGCCGCGCAUGCUGAACCGAACGUUGAUCGGGUUGUUUACGCAGAUCUGGUCGCAGUUGACGGGGAUGAAUAUUAUGAUGUACUACAUCACCUACCUCUUCUCCAUGGCCGGCUACUCCGGCAACGCGACCCUCCUGGCCUCGAGCAUUCAGUACAUCAUCAACGUCGUGAUGACGCUGCCGGCGUUGAUCUGGAUGGACCGCUGGGGUCGUCGCCCGCCAUUGCUGGUGGGAUCGGCCUUGAUGGCGAUCUGGAUGUACGCGAAUGCCGGCAUCAUGGCCGUGCACGGGGUGGUGGUGCCGGGGGGCAUUGACGGGGUGGCGGCGGAGUCGAUGCGUCUGCACGGGGCGGCUGCGAAGGGGUUGAUUGCCUGCACAUACUUGUUUGUCGCCUCAUACGCCCCCACCCUCGGCCCCGUCUCGUGGACCUACCCCCCCGAACUCUUCCCCCUCCGUCUCCGCGGCAAAGGCGUCGCCCUCGCGACCUCGGGCAACUGGGCCUUCAACACCGCGCUGGGACUGUUCACGCCGACCGCCUUUGCAAACAUCCGGUGGAAGACAUACAUUCUCUUCGGGGUGUUCAACACGGCGAUGUUCAUUCACUUCUUCUUCAUCUUCCCGGAGACGGCCGGGAAGACGUUGGAGGAGACGGAGGCGAUGUUCGAGGAUCCACAGGGGAUCCGGUACCUCGGCACGCCAGCAUGGCGGACGCGGGUGAAGACGCGUGCGGUGCGGGAGAUGGAGCGCGGGCAUCUGGAUUUGGCGUCGAAGGGGGAGGAGACCGGCCAUGCGCAUGCGGAGCAGACUGGGGUUUGA